This is a messenger RNA of Paramormyrops kingsleyae, 1552 nucleotides long. RefSeq lists its product as uncharacterized. The record is from RefSeq and is a predicted model, not a curated record. NCBI's taxonomy places the organism in Eukaryota, Metazoa, Chordata, Actinopteri, Osteoglossiformes, Mormyridae.
AACAGGUCGACCCGUAUUUGAAAUCUGUCUAUUCGAGUUAUUUCGUACACGGAAACAUUGACUUUAGUACGUUUGUGUGCGAAGAGACAAUAUCAUAGCGGCGAGAGUCGAAAAGAAACAAAGAAGCAGAAAUCUUUACAUUAUAUAUUUUUAAUUUGCGCUAGAUCUCGUCUAACUUUCCCACUUGUCAAAAACAGACAACCUGAAGUCAGGCAAAAAAGAAAGAAAAUCAUGGGAAUUGUAGUUAAUGUACGACUUACAACGUUAUUGUAACGUUGUCGUGACGUUGUAGAAACGUGGUAUCGUGCGCAAGCAGGAGAUGGUUUGAUCGCUACUUCCGCUUAUUUUCCUCCCCAGUCUGUUUACAUCAGUUUGUUAAGGUGCCUUUUUAUGCUGUUUUAAUAGAUCCCUCUUUUUGAAAACCGAAUGGCUCAAAACAAUGGAAGCGGCGCCCAUUGGUCAAUACAGCGACGCGUGGAGGGUUUGGUGAACAAACACAUGGCAGACAUGGCACUCGAAACACUACAGCACAGGCUUUCUGUCGUGUCAGAAGAGAUGAACCAUCUGUCAGAAGAAGCGCAGAGGCGCCCUGAGGAGGACCCAUCGCGACAUGCAGAGGACCCAUCGCGACAUGCAGACAUGAACUUUGACGUGGAGUCACAGUCGGAGGCGUAUAGCAGCGGGGGCUCAGAGGGAAAGUUACCGCAAAUAGCGGCAUCCUCAGAGACAGCAGCUCAAAGAAAAAUCAUAUCGCUUUUGAUUGAGAUUAAAGAGGAGCAGAAAAAGCAGUGGGUGAUUUUAAAGGAACUGCAGGCUAGGAUGCAGGGACCCGUGUGUGACGAUGAUGACGAGACGUUGGAGGUAGAUCUUCCACUGAGGUCGAUGGAACAGCUUGACGAGACAGAGAGGUAUCUGGAGGAUGCAGUAGCACAGAGAAAACUGGUGACGCACCUGUCGCGGAUGGGCGGGGCCACAGUAGACGACGCCAUCCGACGUCUGAUGCAGGCUGUGCUCUCCUUCGGAGUCGGCUCUGAGAUGAACUGGGCGGGCCGUGGGGAGAAAAGAAGCUUCCGGAAUACUAGGCUUCAGGGUGUACUUUUUCGGGCUCUGAAGAAGACGCCAGUUGGGAAGGACGCCACGCAGCACCAGUUCGCAGACGUUGUAAAAAAAUGGCUCCGGUUCGCCCCCUUCAGGCAGGGGGGGAGUGGACGGCGCCAACAUUACAAGCCCACAGUGGAGUUCAUCUGUACUGAGGGAACCCUGUGAUUCACCUGCAGAGGGAGACCAUUUAUUUUAAUCCUUUGUUUGUGUUUGAAUUUCGUCACUGUGAAAGUAAAUAUAACUUGUCACUUUAAAUUUAGUCGCACUACAUUAUUUCAAAUGGUGGAAAAACGUGCUUUCUGAGCAUAAACAUUUCUUACAUUUUUUUUUUCCUUACUCAUAUUAAUCUGUGCUGUUGUUUAUUAAAAUUCUGAAACCAAAGUCUCGUUACGGGGCAACUGUUUGUAUUGAAUGUCCAUUAUUACCAUUAAAAAAGACUGACUGGUUGAAA